Molecule: messenger RNA, 2259 nt
Organism: Budorcas taxicolor (takin)
Lineage: Eukaryota; Metazoa; Chordata; Mammalia; Artiodactyla; Bovidae
Gene: GRK5
Product: G protein-coupled receptor kinase 5
Exons: 16
Coding region: 200-1972 (590 amino acids)
Biological process (GO): signal transduction; protein phosphorylation; regulation of signal transduction
Cellular component (GO): cytoplasm
Molecular function (GO): ATP binding; G protein-coupled receptor kinase activity
Source: RefSeq, a predicted model, not a curated record
GCGGCGGCGGCUCCUCUUUGCAGAGGUGGAAACUCCGAGGGAUAAGAGCAAAGAAUAAUGCGGUAGGCUAGGCGGGCUGCUCGCUCCCGGCUCCGGCAAGCAGCGGCAGCAGCCCAAGCAGCGGCAGCAGCAGCAGCGGCAGCACCGUCAGGCGCUGACAGCCCCGCCGGCCGGCUCCCUCGCUGACCGCCGACUGUCAAUGGAGCUGGAAAACAUCGUGGCCAACACGGUCUUGCUGAAAGCCAGGGAAGGAGGCGGAGGAAAGCGCAAAGGGAAAAGCAAGAAGUGGAAGGAAAUCCUGAAGUUCCCUCACAUUAACCAGUGUGAAGACCUCCGAAGGACCAUAGACCGAGAUUACUGCAGUUUAUGUGACAAACAGCCAAUCGGGAGGCUGCUUUUCCGGCAGUUCUGCGAAACCAGACCUGGGCUAGAGUCUUACAUUCAGUUCCUGGACUCAGUGGCAGAAUAUGAAGUUACUCCAGAUGAAAAACUGGGAGAAAAAGGGAAGGAAAUUAUGACCAAGUACCUCACCCCAAAGUCCCCAAUUUUCAUCACCCAAGUUGGACGGGACCUGGUCUCUCAGACGGAGGAGAAGCUCCUUCAGAAACCCUGCAAAGAACUCUUCUCGGCCUGCGUCCAGUCUGUCCACGACUACCUGAGGGGAGAACCCUUCCACGAGUACCUGGACAGCAUGUAUUUUGAUCGCUUUCUCCAGUGGAAGUGGUUGGAAAGGCAACCGGUAACCAAAAACACUUUCAGGCAGUACCGAGUACUAGGAAAAGGGGGCUUUGGGGAGGUCUGUGCCUGCCAGGUUCGGGCCACGGGUAAAAUGUACGCCUGCAAACGCUUGGAGAAGAAGAGGAUCAAAAAGAGGAAAGGGGAGUCCAUGGCCCUGAAUGAGAAGCAAAUUCUGGAGAAGGUCAACAGUCGGUUUGUGGUCAACCUGGCCUAUGCCUAUGAGACCAAGGACGCACUGUGUUUGGUCCUGACCAUCAUGAACGGCGGGGACCUGAAGUUCCACAUUUACAACAUGGGGAACCCUGGCUUCGAGGAGGAGCGCGCCCUGUUCUACGCGGCAGAGAUCCUGUGCGGCCUGGAGGACCUCCACCAUGAGAACAUUGUCUACAGAGACUUGAAACCUGAAAAUAUCCUGUUAGACGAUUACGGCCACAUUAGGAUUUCGGACCUGGGCCUGGCCGUGAAGAUCCCCGAGGGAGACCUGAUCCGCGGCCGGGUGGGCACCGUUGGCUACAUGGCUCCAGAGGUCCUGAACAACCAGAGGUACGGCCUGAGCCCCGACUACUGGGGUCUGGGCUGCCUCAUCUACGAGAUGAUCGAGGGCCAGUCGCCCUUCCGCGGCCGCAAGGAGAAGGUAAAGCGGGAGGAGGUGGACCGCCGGGUGUUGGAGACGGAGGAGGUGUACUCGCACAAGUUCUCCGAGGAGGCCAAGUCCAUCUGCAAAAUGCUGCUCACCAAAGAUGUGAAGCAGAGGCUGGGCUGCCAGGAGGAAGGGGCUGCGGAGGUCAAGAGACACCCCUUCUUCAGGAACAUGAAUUUCAAGCGCUUAGAGGCCGGGAUGUUGGAUCCCCCCUUUAUUCCAGAUCCCCGGGCCGUGUACUGCAAGGACGUGUUGGACAUCGAGCAGUUCUCCACCGUGAAGGGCGUCAACCUGGACCACACGGACGACGACUUCUACUCCAAGUUCUCCACGGGCUCUGUGCCCAUCCCAUGGCAAAGCGAGAUGAUAGAAACAGAGUGCUUUAAGGAGCUGAACAUGUUCGGACCCCAUGGUACCCUCUCACCGGACCUGAACCGAAGCCACCCUCCAGAACCGCCAAAAAAAGGGCUGCUCCAGAGGCUCUUUAAGCGUCAGCAUCAGAACAAUUCCAAGAGUUCACCCAAUUCCAAGACCAGUUUUAACCACCACAUCAAUUCAAACCACGUGAGUUCAAACUCCACCGGAAGCAGCUAGUUGCAGCUCUGGCCUGAAGUCCACUGUGGGACCAGCCUGGACCCUUCUUCUUAGAAGCAGAAUUGCAACCAGAGGAGCUCCCACCCUGGCGGGCAGGCGGGGAAGCCCUCCAGGAGCCGGGGAAGGAGGCCGCCCACCCCUGAGAUGGGGAGCCUCCCAGUUCCUCAAAGAGAUUUCCACUCAGGUCUGUGUUUGGAGGCGGCCCUCGAGCCGAGAUGGAUUGGACGUGUCUCUGGCGAACAUUGCAAUAGAAAUCCAAUCGGAUACAACUUGCACGUAUUUUAAUA